Messenger RNA from Mesorhabditis spiculigera, 801 nucleotides. The record is from the annotation of a GenBank genome assembly. Lineage: Eukaryota; Metazoa; Nematoda; Chromadorea; Rhabditida; Rhabditidae.
AUGCGGCUGGCCAUCGUGUUGUUGAGUUUGGCCUACUUGGCCUCCGCCCAGUCGCCCUUGAAUAAGGCGUGGAACGAGGCACUUCCCGGUGUGAAACCCUUCUGGGAAAAGUACCAGACCGGUCCCCACGGUGUCGUCAUCCGGGGCUGGCAGUUCAGUCGAUGCGCCUCUGAGCAAUGGACCGACUACGUUGUGAACGUGUCGAACAUUGUGAUCUGGCCCGAUUAUCCCCGUUUCCCCGGGCCAAUCUUUUUCAACGUCACCAUGGAUGUUUCGGAGGAUUUGCCGGUGGACAGGAUUGAAAUGGACUUGGAGGUCCGCCACGCCGUCACCUCUCGCUCGGGUUCCAAGGGCUGGCAGGUGAUCCCGUGCCAGGGAUGGAAUAUUGUCGAUGGAUGUGAUGGUGUCGGAUCUUGCCGCUACUGCGACAUGUUGGACAAGUGUAACGAGGCCGUCAAGGGCGCCAACAAGUACGUCACCGAGACUAAGGCCCGUGACUUCUUGCGUAAAAACAAGCUGUGCCCGCCACCAAAGGGCCACUGGACCAUGACUUUUUCUAAGGUGUUCUCAUCGGAAGAUUUGCCGAGAUCUUUCUUCGGGCCUCUUCAAUCUAACGAAUACUGGUUGACGUUCUCGUUCACCGACGGCAAAGACCGAAAAUUGGGAUGUGCUCGACUUUGGGUUGAUGUCUGCAAAUAUCAUCUACAGGACCGACAACAAAAAUGCCUGCGUGACCCGAACGCCUUCAAGAAUUUCAUCAACGAGAUCAGCUCCCAGGCCGAGCAGAUCCGAAACCGAGGA